AUGAAGCUAACGCCCCUGGUGAUCCAAGACGCUCCCAACGUCAUCAACCCUGAAGGGAAACUCACCCUUUCCCUUCGCGAUUUGGGAGUUUCAGAUAUCGACAGUCUACAUUUGGCCAAUGAAGCCUUUGCUGUAGUGGAUUUGACCAACAACAUGCUUGACGAGGCUGGACUGCUCCCCACUUGGGAAGCAUUGGAAACCGUUUUACUUGCCAAUAAUAAUAUUUCUGCCAUUGGAGAUAUGAAAGACGUGGCCUUGAAUUCGCUUCUGCUCGCUCUGAAUAAUUUGAUUUCUCUUAAGCUGUUGGUAAACUUGAGAACACUUGACAAGAUUCACACACUCUUACUACUAGGCAACCCCGUCUGCAAGGAGCACCACUACCGGCAAUUUGUUAUCUGGCUACUCCCGACACUUCUGGUACUUGAUUGUGAGAAGGUCAAGCAAAGCGAACGAAGAAGUGCAAUUGAUCUUUUUGGAGAGUCCUUCGACACAGCUACUGCUGCUGCUGUGGCACUCUUGCACGGAGGUGAAGAGGCCAAGCCUGUAGCAAAAGAGACUAGAAUGAUGAACACUACCGUUAGUCGACUCAGCAAGGAAGAGAAGGAGAAGUUGGUUGCUCAGUUAGCCAGUGCACAGACCAUGGAGGAGAUGGAGCUCAUCCAAGCCAAGUUACGGGAUGGAACAGUUUAG
Messenger RNA from Sungouiella intermedia, 690 nucleotides. NCBI's taxonomy places the organism in Eukaryota, Fungi, Ascomycota, Pichiomycetes, Serinales, Metschnikowiaceae. The record is from the annotation of a GenBank genome assembly.